This is a messenger RNA of Formica exsecta, 1109 nucleotides long. RefSeq names its product coiled-coil domain-containing protein 115-like. The record is from RefSeq and is a predicted model, not a curated record. Lineage: Eukaryota; Metazoa; Arthropoda; Insecta; Hymenoptera; Formicidae. The transcript is spliced from 2 exons. Gene Ontology annotation, biological process: vacuolar proton-transporting V-type ATPase complex assembly. Bases 414 to 926 code for a protein of 170 amino acids. Gene Ontology annotation, cellular component: extrinsic component of endoplasmic reticulum membrane.
GUCAACAAAAAUAUUAUUAAACUGCAUAAAACUUCUGUAACCUGCUAAAUUGUAAACAGAACGAUGUGCUAAACGUGUUUCUGCCUCUAGCACAAGCACAACAUGUGUUGUUGCAUUAUGGGUAAGGCUAAUCAGCUGACAGCUGACAUGUAAAUGGCGGGUAGGUUAGGUCUUUAUUUUACCAACCCAGACCCAGAGUCAAUUGAAGAAGAAAAAGACUUGUGACAUUAAAUGAAAAAUAAAGGUAUUUGCUUGAAUGUUUUUAAAAGAAAAUAUAAACCUGAAGAGAGAAACAGAUGUAUGAUUUGUCAGGAAAAAGGAACAAGACAUUAUCUACCAAAAAGAAAAAUUAACAUUUGCAAAACCUUCUUUCCUUACGUCUAUUGACAAGUAUAAAGUGCAAUAAUAUUCACAUGACUAGCAUGAGUAAAAAUAUGGAUGCCUUGUCAGAGGAGAUUGACGAGUUGUUACUACGUAAGUUAGAAUUAAUGGAAGAAAAGAUUCGUGGAAAUGUUCAAAUGGAAACAUUAUUGAAAGAUGGUCAUAUUGAGUUAGCUAAAGCGAAAUAUAUCCGUGGAAAGGAGAACAUCAGUAUUCUACAGGUUCCAAACAAUGAAGACACAGUCACAUCCUUGUUUGACUUGGAAACUAAUGUGACGAAUGAUAAUGAUGACGCUGUGGUGUGUUUUGAUAUAAGUUUAAAAAAAUCUAGCAAUGAGACAGAUGAACCGAAAGAUCCUGUAAAAUGGUUCGGUGUACUGGUCCCGCAAAAUUUGAGAAAGAGUCAGAAACGCUUUCAGGAAUCCAUCUAUCUUGCCACAAAGAUAGCAAAUGUACAAGCAGAACUUACUUCUGUGCUCUCCAAGCUUAAAGCAUUACGUGUCCAAAAGGACAGUUUAUGUUCUCCAAAUGAUAUUAAAACUUAGUUAAUAAACAAAUAUCCUUACAAAUUGUACUAUAUAUAUAAUUUACAAUUUAAUAUUUAAAAGAGUAAUAUUACAUUAAAAUAUAUCAAACUAUAAAUGAAUAUAAUCGACAAAAGAUGUAUGCUCUUUAAAUAUCUGAUAUGUUAAACUAAAUUCUAUAAAGGUGCACAAAAUUUUUUAUUA